Molecule: messenger RNA, 1997 nt
Organism: Prunus dulcis (almond)
Lineage: Eukaryota; Viridiplantae; Streptophyta; Magnoliopsida; Rosales; Rosaceae
Product: sugar transporter ERD6-like 5
Exons: 20
Coding region: 213-1658 (481 amino acids)
Biological process (GO): transmembrane transport; carbohydrate transport
Cellular component (GO): membrane
Molecular function (GO): sugar transmembrane transporter activity
Source: RefSeq, a predicted model, not a curated record
CUCGGUGGUCACUGUCUUUAGUCAUAAUCUUUGAUCAACCGAGUAAUAAACUAGAAAACGACAACUUUUACUUCAUUACAUGGAACAAGGCCUUAACAAUACGACAACAAAGGAAGUACCCAGAACAAAAAAUAUGGGCAGGGAAAGCAUUGAAGAAGGAAAAUUAUCAAAUCCUUUGCUUGUCAAAAACAUUGAUUCUGAAUCUCAAGUCUAUGGCUAUGGUGGUAGAGGUGAAAACAGUGGUGCUGGUAAUGAACAACAAAGUGGAACUUUCUCAUCCUCGGCCACGACCAUGGUUGUGCUCAGCACUCUGGUUGCUGUGUCUGGUUCCUAUGUUUUUGGGUCUGCGGUGGGAUAUUCCUCACCAGCUCGGUCUGGGGUCAUGGAUGAUUUGGGCCUCACUGUGGCUGAGCCUAUUACAUAAAUGGCAGCAAAUAGGAAGGGAACAUUACUCGGUUUUUGGUUCAAUAUUGACAAUUGGAGCAAUGAUAGGAGCAGUAGUGAGUGGGAGAAUAGCAGAUUACAUAGGUAGAAGAGGUGCAAUGGCCUUUUCUGAGAUAUUCUGCAUAUUGGGAUGGCUAGCCAUCGCUUUCUCUAAGGUUGCUUGGUGGGCUGAGCUUGGAAGACUGUUGGUAGGAUGUGGAAUGGGACUUCUUUCUUAUGUGGUGCCUAUAUACAUAGCAGAAAUAACACCAAAGAAUCUGCGAGGAGGAUUUACAACAGUUCAUCAGUUGAUGAUUUGUUGUGGUGUGUCACUAACAUAUCUUAUCGGGGCUUUUUUGAACUGGCGAGCUUUGGCUCUCAUAGGAACUGUUCCUUGUGUUAUACAGAUCUUAGGUCUAUUUUUCAUCCCAGAGUCUCCUAGAUGGCUGGCAAAGAUUGGUCAAGAGAAAAAGUGUGAAGAUGCUCUCCAGAACCUUAGGGGGAAGAAUGCUGAUAUUUCUCAAGAAAAAUCUGAGAUUAGAGACUAUACAGAAACUCUGAAGCGGCUUUCAGAAGCAAGCAUUCUUGACUUAUUUCAAAGAAGAUAUGCGUAUUCCGCCAUAGUAGGAGUUGGCCUUAUGGUACUGCAACAAUUCGGAGGGGUUAAUGGCAUUGCCUUUUAUGCAAGUGCUAUAUUCAUUUCAGCUGGAUUUUCAGAUAGUAUCGGGACUAUAGCUAUGGUUGCUGUUCAGAUUCCAAUGACCGGUUUGGGUGUAAUUUUGAUGGAUAAAUCUGGAAGACGUCCACUUCUUCUGAUAUCUUCAACAGGAACAUGCUUAGGUUGCCUCCUUGUGGGGUUGUCAUUCUUGUUGCAGAACCUUCAACAAUGGAAGCACGUCACUCCCAUCUUGGCGCUUGUUGGCAUACUGGUAUUUACAGGAUCGUUCUCAUUGGGCAUGGGAGGAAUUCCUUGGGUUAUAAUGUCAGAGAUAUUUCCCAUAAACAUGAAAGGCUCAGCUGGUAGCCUAGUAACAUUGGUUAGCUGGUUAGGUUCUUGGAUUGUCUCAUAUGCUUUUAAUUUCCUAAUGGAUUGGAACUCAGCAGGAACUUUCUUCAUGUUUUCAUGCGUAUCUGGUGUAACCAUUCUAUUUGUUGCAAAGCUGGUGCCAGAGACAAAGGGACGAACACUAGAAGAAAUACAAACAUCGAUGAAUCGGUUUUCAGAAAAAAGAUAAAUGGUAUGCCUGCAUCAUGACAUUGUCAAUCCAUUACAAGUGUCAUUUGCAGCAUGAUGAAGUAUGUUCUGAAUUGCAGCCAAAUUUUGCAAUUCAAAGUUUCCCUGUAGCUUUGGUCCAUCAGGCAGUUACUUAUCACACAAUUUCUUUCUCUUUGUAUUUAGCCUGUUGUUGAUGAUCAGCAACUUAGACCAAUUGUGUAUUUCAGUUUCAGUUGCUCCACAGGAGUGCUGUUGGUACGGCACGAAGGAGAAGCAUCUCCUAAAUGUUUGAUGAUGCAGUUCUAACUCCUGAAGAUUAGCAAUAAGACAUUAAAGUUUAUUGUUGGUUGAUUGUUUA